CACCGCGCGCCAUGGGGAAGAAGGGUCGCGCGGCGCCGGGCCGCCGGCCCAUCCUGCAGCUCUCCCCGCCCGGGCCCCGCGCCGCCCGCGACGGGCCGGCCCCGCCCGACCUCAGCUCGGGCUCGGAAGCCGAUGAACUCGAGGUGGCUGGGGAGGUUCCCAGAACAGCUCCAAACCCACCCCAAAUGACUGCACCUGCUGGACCGGCAGCUGUCAAGCCAACAGGUGGCUUAUGUUUGCUCGGUGCAUACGCAGACAGUGAUGAUGAGGAGGGAGAGGCACCUGAGAAAUCAGUGCCGUCUACAGAUGCAAACGGCAACAGUUCAACAGACAUUGACAGCACGCUGGCAAACUUCCUGGCGGAGAUUGAUGCUAUUACAGCUCCGCCCCAGCCUGCUGGAUCCACUGGUGCCUCUGCCGCGCCCCCGCCGACUCCGCCGCGCCCAGAGCCCAAGGAGUCUGCCUCGAGCCAUCCCUCUGCUACGGCGAAUGGGACGGGCUCUGCCCAGCCGGCGGAGUGGCAGUAUGACACCCAGUGCUCGUUGGCAGGAGUGGGCGUGGAGAUGGGAGACUGGCAGGAGGUCUGGGAUGAGAACACUGGCUGCUACUAUUACUGGAACACGCGGACUAACGAGGUGACCUGGGAGCUGCCGCAGUACCUCGCCACCCAGGUCCAGGGGCUGCAGCGCUAUCAGCCCAGCUCUGUGGCAGGUGUUGAUGGGAGUUUCCUGGUGGCUGCAGACCUCUACCCUCAGGAGAAAGGGGUCACUGUUGCCAGCAUUAGCCGUGGGACCGUCCUACCCAAGCGAGAGGUGAAGAAGGAGGUGAAUGAAGGCGUCCAGGCCCUCUCGAGCAGCGAAGAGGAGAAGAAGGGGGUGGCGGCGUCCCUGCUGGCUCCGCUGGUCCCUGAGGUGGUGAAGGAGGAAGAGGAGCGCUGGAGGAGGAAGGUGAUCUGUAAGGAGGAGGUGGAGCCGGUGCCAGCGGAGGAGAUGGCCGCAGGGGAAGCGUCGGUGGCUGCUGACGAGCAGGACCCUUGCAUGGAUGCUCUGGAAGACCCUUCCCAGGAGGGUCUGUGCAGCGUGGUGCAGUCAGGGGAGAGCAGCGAGGAGGAGGAGGAGCAGGACACGCUGGAGUUGGAGAUGGUGUUGGAGAGGAAGAAGGCGGAGCUGCGAGCCUUGGAGGAGGGAGAUGGCAGUGUCUCGGGUUCCAGCCCGCUCUCAGACGGGAGCCAGUCAGCAUCUCUUGACACAGCGCCCAAGCCGGCCUCCGUGCAAGGGAAGUGGAAGCUUUUUGUUGGGGUUGCCAGCCCAGAGUCCACCAGCCGCAGCUCUAGCAAGACUGGCCGAGAGACUCCAGAAAUCAAGGAAGCAGCAGCGAGUGCAGAAGCAGCUGAGGAGGCAUCAGACAAAGAGCUGGAGCCGGAGGAGGUCCAGGACAAAGUGAAAGCGCAGGGAGCGCCCAAAGCAGAAGAGGAGGAGCAGGACCUAAAGUUUCAGAUCGGAGAGCUGGCAAAUACCCUGACUAGUAAGCUGGAGUUCCUGGGCAUCAACAGACAAUCCAUGUCCAACUUCCACAUGCUGCUGUUGCAGACCGAGACCCGGAUUGCAGACUGGCGCGAAGGAGCUCUCAAUGGAAACUACCUCAAACGCAAACUGCAAGAUGCAGCCGAACAGCUAAAACAGUAUGAAAUAAACGCCACCCCUAAAGGCUGGUCCUGCCACUGGGACAGGGACCAUAGGCGCUAUUUCUAUGUUAACGAGCAGACAGGAGAGUCCCAGUGGGAGUUCCCGGAUGGCGAGGAGGAAGAGGACGGGCAGGCCCCGGACAGUAAAGCUGAAGCUGUUCCCAAACCAGCUCCGAAGGAGAAAGCUGAGUCCGGUGGUGACUCCACGGUGGAGAACUCCACAGGUCCUCUCAGCAAAGAGCCCUUCUCCGGCCAAGUUCCUGCCACGUCCCUGGUGCCGCUCUCUCCAUUUUGGACUCUGCUUCAGUCUUCUGUCCCCGUGCUCCAACCCCCUCUUCCUCUGGAGGUGCCACCGCCUCCCCCACCUCCGCCAGAGUCACCACCUCCACCACCGCCGCCGCCACCGCCUCCUGGGGAGGACGGAGAGAUCCAGGAGGUGGAGAUGGAGGAUGAGGAAAGCGAGGAACCACCAGCCCCAGGAACAGAGGAAGAUGCUCCUCUGAAACCGCUUUUCCGCCCAGCUGUCACCAGCAGCCAGAGUAACUCCGAAGGCAGCGCCUCCGCCGCCCUCACCGCUAAACCGCAGAAGAGGAAAGCUGGUGAGAUGAGCACGGGGCUGGUGCAGCGAGCAGCGACCAUCGGCAGCUGUCCCGUUCUCUACAGCCAGCCCGUCAUGGCAGCCAGCCCUCAGCCCAUGGGACUGAGUCUCCAACCGAGUUACCUAGGGGUGACCGCGCCAGCCAUCAUGAGCUAUUCGGAGUGUGCCGUGCCCACUGGGCUCGCGGCCACCAUGGCGCAGCCAGCCCCUGCACGAGGAGCCCUGCCUGCCAAGGGGGCCACAGAGCAGCCGCCUCCCCCUCCUCCGCCGCAGCCGCCACCGCCGCCUCCCCCAACCACCAAAGCACCGCCUCCCGAAAAACCUCGCAAGGGGAGGAGGGACAAGGGCAAGAAGGGGAAAGCGAAGAUGCCGUCGCUGGUGAAGAAGUGGCAGAGUAUCCAGCGGGAGCUGGACGAGGAAGAGAACUCCAGCUCCAGCGAGGAGGACCGGGAGCUCACCUCUCAGAAGCGCAUCGAGGAGUGGAAGCAGCAGCAGCUAGUGAGUGGCAUGGCGGAGAGGAACGCCAAUUUCGAGGCCCUGCCGGAGGACUGGCGAGCACGGCUCAAGCGGAGGAAAACCACUUCGAGCACAUGAGGCAUCGGCACUGUUUGUUUUUGUUUUUUUUCCUUUUUUUUUUUCUUUUCUACCAUGUGUACAGUUUAGGGCCUCUUACCGAUACAACUGUUGUCAAUAAAUUGUAACCGUUUGGGGCAUCCCGUUUCAGUUGAAUGGGCUGAUGCAGCGAUCCCCCAGGCUGGGACCUCUCCAGGCUGGGAGCCGGGAUGUGAAAGGCCUGUUAGGUAAUGGGCGGCCUUGACUGGCCUUGUGCUCGCCGUUCGGCUCCUCCUGGCACAGUGGGGGCACUGGGCAUGAAUAGUCCGUUUUGGGGUUGGGCUCUGGCAGUGACUGCACCAGGUAGACCUGCCCCCCGCACCACGCUUGGCCUGGCUGGUAGAGCCGAGUCGAGCUCAGAACCCUGUCCUUCCCCUUGCGGUUUAAGGAGAAGGCGGCUCUUCCUUGGCUUUCAGACCUCGCUCUCUCGGACGCCUCCUGGCAUUGCCAUUCCCACCAUCUCUGGCCCGAAGGUGCUGGAGCUCUGUCCUGCGCCGAGUAGGAACCCACGUGUGCACUUCCUCCGUCAGAGCCAGCCAGUGGCCCAGAUGAGCCCUUCGCUCGAUUCCAGGGCUGUCUGUGCAGGCCCUAGUGCAGA
Mauremys reevesii (Reeves's turtle) is the source of this 3492-nucleotide messenger RNA. It is a transcript of the gene FNBP4, whose product is annotated as formin binding protein 4. Gene Ontology annotation, molecular function: protein binding. The transcript is spliced from 17 exons. NCBI's taxonomy places the organism in Eukaryota, Metazoa, Chordata, Testudines, Geoemydidae. The record is from RefSeq and is a predicted model, not a curated record. The coding region runs from base 12 to 2876 and encodes 954 amino acids.